AUGUCCUUCCUGUCCUCGGAUGCGCGGAGCUUGGCCGGGUCCGCGGAAGACGUGCAGUCCAGCGCCGGCACCCUGCGGACAGAUCGUCGAGACGGUGCAGGGCCCACGCUAGGAGGGCCUCCGUUCUGCCCAGAGAUGAUGUCCUUCCUGUCCUCGGAUGCGCAGAGCUUGGUCGGGUCCGCGGAAGACGCGCAGUCCAGCGCCGGCACCCUGCGGACAGAUCGUCGAGACGGUGCAGGGCCCACGCUAGGAGGGCCUCCGUUCUGCCCAGAGAUGAUGUCCUUCCUGUCCUCGGAUGCGCAGAGCUUGGUCGGGUCCGCGGAAGACGCGCAGUCCAGCGCCGGCACCCUGCGGACAGAUCGUCGAGACGGUGCAGGGCCCACGCUAGGAGGGCCUCCGUUCUGCCCAGAGAUGAUGUCCUUCCUGUCCUCGGAUGCGCAGAGCUUGGUCGGGUCCGCGGAAGACGUGCAGUCCAGCGCCGGCACCCUGCGGACAGAUCGUCGAGACGGUGCAGGGCCCACGCUAGGAGGGCCUCCGUUCUGCCCAGAGAUGAUGUCCUUCCUGUCCUCGGAUGCGCAGAGCUUGGUCGGGUCCGCGGAAGACGUGCAGUCCAGCGCCGGCACCCUGCGGACAGAUCGUCGAGACGCCACCCAGCCUGGCCUGUUCAGUUACCAGGCGGCCCCGAAUGUGCUCGGAUCGAUGAUGACUCCCUCAUUCUGCAUUCCUUGGAAAAGCUGAACAAAAUGAGUGAGAACUCCCUACCGUCGUUCUCAUCGAAACUGAGGUCCAGCACGUUGUCUCCCCCGGGGCAGAAGGUAGGAGCGAGGGACAGCUUCCCCUCGGUCACACGCUGGUAGCCACCACCACCACCACCACCACCACCACCA
Messenger RNA from Neogale vison (American mink), 887 nucleotides. RefSeq lists its product as uncharacterized. The coding region runs from base 1 to 738 and encodes 245 amino acids. The transcript has 6 exons. Lineage: Eukaryota; Metazoa; Chordata; Mammalia; Carnivora; Mustelidae. The record is from RefSeq and is a predicted model, not a curated record.